Molecule: messenger RNA, 3513 nt
Organism: Cuscuta campestris
Lineage: Eukaryota; Viridiplantae; Streptophyta; Magnoliopsida; Solanales; Convolvulaceae
Source: the annotation of a GenBank genome assembly
CUAAGAAUAUGAGAUUGCAUUUAUCUACACGCUCUUGCACUGAUAGAGACACAUAAUCUUUUUCUGUAUUGAUAAGCAAAGUCAAAGAUGGAAAACUUGGACAAGUGAUCGAUGAAACUGCUGACGUUGAAAUCCCGCUUGAAUUCUUGAUGCUUGACACAAGUUACCCCCUCAAGAGCCAAAAAAAUGUUCAAAAAAAAGAAAAAGAGAUCUUUAGACCAAAUAGAGGGCUGAACCAAACAACAAAAAAAUAGAGGGACGCAAUGGAGCUCCAACUCCUACUAUUCCUUCUCCUAAUUCAGUUGCAUCUCCGCCACUCCGCCGCCGCCAGAGAACCAUCCAGCCAAUCCGAGCUCGCUGCCUUGCUGUCAGUAAAGGCGGCGUUCACUGAAGAUUCUCAGGCCUCUCUCGCCUCAUGGAACGCCUCCUCCACCGACCCCUGCACCUGGAGCGGGGUCACGUGCGACUCGCUUCGCCACGUGGCUUCUCUGGACCUCACCAACUUCAAUCUCAGCGGCUUCCUCUCCCCGGAAGUCGGCCGCCUUCGUUCCCUCGUCAACUUGUCUGUGGCAUUCAAUCAGAUCUCCGGCCCCAUUCCGGCGAAAAUAUCCGCCAUAGGUUAUCUCCAAUCCCUGAAUCUGUCGAACAAUAACUUCAGUUCCGUCUUCCCUCUGCGGCUUGUUCGACUCAGUCGUCUUCGCGUUCUUGACCUCUACAACAACAAUUUGACCGGCAAUCUGCCGGUUGAAAUCUACCGGAUGAGGCGUCUCCGUCACCUCAACCUCGGCGGCAACUAUUUCACAGGCAAUUUUCCUCCGGAAUACGGGAUGCUCAGAGAUCUGGAGCAUCUCGCGGUUUCAGGAAACGGUCUGACCGGCAUAAUACCUCCAGAGAUCGGAAAUUUGACGAAACUUAAAGAGCUCUAUAUUGGCUACUUCAACUCUUUCUCAGGCGGCAUACCGCCGGAAAUAGGGAGAUUGUCUCAGCUCGUAGGCCUUGAUGCCGCUUACUGUGGACUUAGUGGAGAGAUUCCACCUGAGAUUGGGAAACUGGAGAACCUGGAGUCGCUAUUCAUUCAAAGGAACGAUCUUACAGGGUCACUACCGCCGGAGCUAGGGCAACUGAAGAGCUUGAAGUCAAUGGAUCUAUCAAACAAUAACUUCACCGGUGAGAUUCCGGCAACAUUUGGAAAGUUAAAGAAUCUCACUCUUCUGGACGCCUUCCGGAACAAUCUUCGCGGCUUGAUACCGGACUCCAUUGGGGAUUUGCCUGAACUUGAGGUGUUGCAGCUGUGGGAAAAUACCUUAACAGGUAACAUUCCACAGCAGUUGGGGAAGAAUGGUAAACUUCAACUUCUUGAUGUAAGUACCAACAAGUUGACAGGAAAUAUACCCCCAUUCUUGUGCAAGGGAAACAAAUUUCACACCCUAAUUACUCUGAACAAUUUAUUGUCCGGCCCGAUCCCAGAAUCUUUAGCCCAAUGCGAGUCGCUAACCCGAAUUCGCGUGAACAAUAACUAUCUCAAUGGGUCAAUUCCUGAAGGGAUUUUCAAUCUAGAUAAACUGUCACAAGUUGAUCUCCAAGACAAUAUGCUCUCCGGCACUUUUCCGGAGACAAACUCUUCAUCGUCUAGUAUAGGAGAGAUAAGCCUUUCCAAUAACAAUUUGACUGGGCCAUUGCCAUCAAGCAUUGGAAAAUUUGCAGCUUUGCAGAAACUUCUUUUAGAUGGGAAUGCAUUUUCAGGUCACAUCCCCUCAGAGAUAGGGAAACUACAACAGCUAUCAAAGAUGGAUUUUAGCCGCAAUAAUUUUUCCGGUGUGAUUGCACCUGAAAUUAGCCGGUGCAAGUCUCUGUCUUUUAUUGAUCUUAGCGCGAACCAAUUUUCAGGUGAGAUUCCUACUGAGAUUACGGGUAUGAAGAUAUUAAACUAUCUAAAUCUGUCCCGGAAUCACCUUAGUGGGAGCAUUCCAGCUUUAGUUGCCAAAAUGGAGAGUUUAACCUCUGUUGAUUUCUCCUAUAACAAUUUAUCUGGAUUGGUUCCCAAUACCGGCCCGUUCAAUUCUUUCAAUCACUCCUCAUUUCAGGGGAAUCCAAAUCUCUGUGGCCCGUACUUAGGGACUUGCAAAGACAAGUCCAGUCAAACUCAUCAGAAGAGGGGACUCACAUCAUCUAUGAAGCUUUUACUCGUUGCCGGAUUGCUUGCAUGCUCAAUUGUUUUUGCUGUUGUAGCAAUUCUCAAAGCCCGUUCUUUAAAGAAAGCAAGCGAUGCUCGUGCAUGGAAACUCGCUGCUUUCCAGCGCUUGGGCUUUACCUGUGACGAUGUCGUAGAAUGCUUGAAGCCAGAAAACAUCAUUGGGAAGGGAGGUGCAGGUAUAGUCUACAAGGGAGUGAUGCCGAAUGGAGAAAACGUGGCCGUGAAAAGGCUACCCGUUAUGAGCCGCGGAUCUUCACACGAUCAUGGCUUCAAUGCAGAAGUACAGACUCUGGGUAGGAUCAGACAUAGGUACAUCGUGAGAUUACUUGGCUUUUGCUCAAACCAUGAAACAAACCUUUUGAUUUAUGAGUACAUGCCGAAUGGGAGUCUAGGCGAAAUGCUUCAUGGAAGUAAAGGUGGCCAUUUGAUGUGGGAUACGCGGUAUAAGAUAGCUGUCGAGGCUGCCAAGGGUCUUUCCUAUCUGCAUCAUGAUUGCUCUCCCCUCAUCCUCCAUCGUGACGUGAAGUCAAACAACAUUCUUCUGGACUCCAAUUUUGAAGCCCACGUUGCCGAUUUUGGCCUUGCCAAGUUCUUGCAAGAUUCUGGAACUUCUGAAUGCAUGUCUGCUGUUGCUGGUUCUUAUGGAUACAUAGCUCCAGAAUAUGCGUACACGCUUAGAGUUGACGAGAAGAGCGACGUGUACAGUUUUGGAGUGGUUCUGUUGGAACUAUUAUCGGGAAAAAAGCCGGUUGGGGAGUUUGGGGAUGGCGUUGACAUAGUCCAAUGGGUUAGGAGGAUGACUGAUGGAAUGAAGGAAUCAGUUGUCAAGAUCCUGGAUUCAAGACUUGAGACUGUCCCCAUUCAUGAGGCAAUGCACCUCUUCUAUGUUGCUCUUCUAUGCGUAGAAGAGCAUGCCAUGGAGCGCCCGAAAAUGCGGGAGGUCGUUCAAAUGCUGGCCGAGCUGCCCAAACUGCCCGAGAAUGACAGACGGGAAGACGAUGCAUCGGUGUCCCCGGAUGAUCUUCUCAGCUUAUAGAUUGAUUCCCUGCUCUGUAUGAAAUUUUCUGUUCAUGCCACUCUAUUGUAUUUUGCUCUCUCUCUCUCUCUCUAUAUGUUUGAUCGUGCCCCAAUUUCAAGUUUAGACUCUCCUCUACCAUGCAUUUCUAUGCUUUUAUUUAUCAGGUCAUAUAAUUUCUCCACACUUAUGGACUAGGUAUGUUUUUUUUUUGAUGGAUUUUGAAACAAGGCUCCCUUUGGAAAGAUGGAAAAUGACUUCUAGACAAUGAAUGGGUUUUGGAAAAUAAAUUUAUUCUCUGGUG